Molecule: messenger RNA, 2307 nt
Organism: Musa acuminata AAA Group (dessert banana)
Lineage: Eukaryota; Viridiplantae; Streptophyta; Magnoliopsida; Zingiberales; Musaceae
Product: serine/threonine-protein kinase STY46
Exons: 16
Coding region: 265-1992 (575 amino acids)
Biological process (GO): protein phosphorylation; signal transduction
Cellular component (GO): cytoplasm
Molecular function (GO): protein kinase activity; ATP binding
Source: RefSeq, a predicted model, not a curated record
UAUUUAAAUGCUUCGAUCAUCCGAGCCAACGAGAUAUUCUUCGGCAUCUCUCGCUUCUUCCUCUGUUUUCUUCUGCUGUCAUUUCUUACUUUCUCUCGACCUAUUGGGUAUAUAUUAUUAAUUGGACCGCCUCUGUGUGGUCGCAACCUCGUUUACAACCUGAGCCCUCCCAUCCGGCGAAAGGAGAGAUUUUUGCAACAAGGAAGACCAAAAGAUCGGAUCUUUUUGUUGUUCCUCGAUUGGUGUUGUGUUUUGAACACGGAUAUGGAGAUGGAAGACGCGACGGACAGCUGCAUCAGCCGGGCGGCGGAUUCGUCGGAGGUGCACCACCCGCUGCCGCAGCAGAAGCAGAUGAAAGAGCAGUACCGGCUCGACGUCUUCAACGAGGUCCUCCACCGCCUCAGGGAGGCCGCGCUGCCAGAGGCGCUCUUGCCCUCCUUUGAGGGGAAACUGUGGACCCACUUUCAUCGUCUCCCCGCUUGUUACGCGAUGGAUGUGAAUGUGGAGAGGGCCGAGGAUGUUUUGAUGCAUAUAAAGUUGCUGGAACAUGCUCGAGAUCCUGAAAAGAGGCCCGUCUUUGCCGUCCGUCUUCUUCAGGUAAUUCAAGCUGUUGAUGUAGACAAAGAUGAUACUUCUGAUUCCAGUGCACGAGGGGAGGCGAGGAUUCUAUCUUCUUCAGCUUCCUUUAGGAAACGAAGUGUUCAUUUGCCUUCCCUUGGCUCCUCGGCUGAUCUUGAGGCCAUUGAUGUUGAUAAUGAGAGCAGCAGGCAUCAUGUUCAAGGCGAAAGUGCCUUCCAAUUCUUACCCAGGCCUACACAUGAAAUAACAAUUUCCACGGUUGACAAACCAAAACUUCUCAAUUUGUUGACUUCUUUGCUUGGGGAUGUUGGCCUGGACAUUCAAGAAGCACAUGCAUUUUCAACAAAUGAUGGUUACUCGUUAGAUGUCUUUGUUGUUAAUGGAUGGCCUCAUGGGGAAAUCGAGAAACUUACAGAGUCCUUGCAGAAGCAAAUUUUGAAGAUUGGGAAGCAAGCAUGGUUGAAAGCUCAUACAUGGUCUCCUGCGAUGGAAAUUGCACAAUCUAGUGAAGGCACCUUUAAUCAUGCUGAAGUACCAGCACAUGGAACUGACGAAUGGGAAAUUGAUUCACGACUUCUGAAAUUUGGUGAUAAAGUUGCAUCAGGAUCAUUUGGUGAUCUAUAUCGGGGAACAUACUGUAGCCAGGACGUGGCCAUUAAAGUAUUAAAUCCUGAGCGUGUAGAUGUUGAUUUGCAGCAAGAAUUUGCUCAUGAAGUUUUUAUUAUGCGGAAGAUUCGUCACAAAAAUGUUGUGCAGUUUCUUGGUGCUUGUACAAAGCCUCCUAGCUUAUGCAUUGUUACAGAGUUCAUGUCAGGAGGAAGUGUGUAUGACUCUCUUCAUAAACAUAAAGGAACCUUCAAUCUUCCAGUUUUAAUUCGAGUUGCUACUGAUGUAUCAAAAGGAAUGAACUACUUGCAUCAAAAUAACAUAAUCCAUCGAGAUCUGAAGUCCUCCAAUCUUCUGAUUGAUGAAAACAAGGUUGUUAAGGUUGCAGAUUUUGGUGUUGCACGUGUUAAAGCUCAGGGUGAAGGAGUUAUGACUGCAGAAACUGGAACAUAUAGGUGGAUGGCACCUGAGGUCAUUGCACACUGGCCAUACAAUCAUAAGGCUGAUGUUUUUAGCUUUGGAGUUGUUCUUUGGGAACUGCUUACAUCUAAGCUACCAUAUAGUAACCUAACACCACUCCAAGCAGCAUUAGGUGUGGUUCUAAAGGGCUUAAGACCUCCGAUUCCAGAGAAUACUCAUCCAAGGCUUGCUGAGCUGAUUGAAAAAUGCUGGCAACAGGAUCCAGCUCGAAGACCUGAUUUUUCAAGUAUCCUUGAGAUACUGCAACGUAUAGCCAACGAGGUUGGUUGUGUUACUGAGGAUCGUCGGAAAAAGCCAUCGGGCAGUAUCUUCUCAGUUUUCAGGUGAGGCCACUGAAUUAAGUAUGCUACUUGUGGCUUAAUAUGUGCACAUAUCAUUGGCAUCAUUGUGAGCAAUUUCCAGUUCUUUGUGGAAGCACCUUAAAGUUGUACAGAGUUCGUUUAUGACCUUCCAGUUUUUGAGAUGUAACUCCCUUAUUGUCUUCUCUCUCUCUCCAUUUAAUCCAUCAUUCCCGGAAGUCAUUUACAUGUUUUCAUCAAAACAUGGAAUGAAAUGUAGAUCUACAAUGGCUAAUGCUAAGGUGUGUGGGAUGCUUGUCAUUCUGUGAACAACAGUCUCUGCUGUUGAAUUGUUUGUGCUUGU